Molecule: messenger RNA, 2735 nt
Organism: Myxocyprinus asiaticus (Chinese sucker)
Lineage: Eukaryota; Metazoa; Chordata; Actinopteri; Cypriniformes; Catostomidae
Product: serine/threonine-protein kinase PLK2-like
Exons: 14
Coding region: 27-2018 (663 amino acids)
Biological process (GO): mitotic cell cycle; regulation of cytokinesis; protein phosphorylation
Cellular component (GO): nucleus; centrosome; spindle pole
Molecular function (GO): protein serine/threonine kinase activity; ATP binding; protein binding
Source: RefSeq, a predicted model, not a curated record
GAGACUUUCGCAGUCGCGACUCGAGCAUGGAGUUACUUAGGACUAUAACACAUCAUCAUCAUCACUCUGUGAAUAACAGCAAGAUGUGUGAACACACACACAUACCCGCAGAAAACAGACGUGGGAAAUCUGAGGAGAAUCAUUCUCAUGCCAUACAAGAAAUGUCACGCAUCAUUACGGAUUCUGCUACUGGCAAAUGUUACUGCAGAGGAAAAGUUUUGGGAAAGGGUGGUUUCGCCAAAUGCUACGAAUUCACGGAUCUAAGCACAGGCAAAGUGUAUGCAGCCAAAAUCAUUCCACACACGCGUGUUUCCAAACCCCACCAAAGGGAAAAGAUCGACAGAGAGAUCGAACUGCACAGAGCUCUGCAUCACAAACACAUUGUUCAAUUCUACCACCAUUUCGAGGACAAAGACAAUAUUUACAUCCUACUUGAACACUGCAGUAGACGGUCACUAGCACACAUUCUGAAGGCCCGAAAAGUGCUGACAGAACCAGAGGUUCGGUACUACCUCAGGCAGAUUGUCUCAGGGUUGAAGUAUCUCCAUGAGCAGGAAAUUCUGCACCGUGAUCUUAAACUAGGUAACUUUUUCAUCAAUGAGUCAAUGGAACUCAAAGUUGGAGACUUCGGCCUGGCUGCAAAACUCGAACCUGUCGAGAACCGUAGAAGAACGAUAUGUGGGACACCUAAUUAUCUGUCGCCUGAAGUCUUAAACAAGCAAGGACAUGGCUGUGAAUCUGACGUUUGGGCGCUCGGUUGUGUCAUGUACACCAUGCUUUUGGGCAGGCCUCCAUUUGAGACCACGAACCUCAAGGAGACCUAUCGAUGCAUACGGGAAGCACAAUACUCCAUGCCGUCAUCCUUGUCGCCCCAAGCCAAGCAUCUCAUCAGCAGUAUGCUGGCCAAGAACCCUGAAGACAGACCACAACUAGAAGAAUUUCUGUGCCACGACUUUUUCUGCCAGGGCUUCACACCCGACAGACUGUCUUCUAACUGCUGCCAUGCGGCCCCAGACCUACACCACACCAGCCCUGCCAAGAACUUCUUCAAGAAAGCUGCAGCUGCCCUGUUUGGUGGCAAGAAGGACAAAGCCAAGUACUUGGAGACUCAAAACAAACCAACAAAGGAGGAAGAGGAUGUUAAUAGAGUAUGCCUUGACCUCCGGAAAGCUUCAAUCAGCCCCCAACCCUGUAAACAAACACCUGAGGACAGUAAGCCCCCCAUCCAAACUGCAGGAAAACCAGCUGUCCCAUUUCAGGACAACAACAGCAAACAGCAGAUUAGAGACAGCAUUCGUAUGAUUGUGCGGGGAACUCUCGGGAGUUGUAGUAGCAGUAUCGAAUGUCUUGCGGACAGCACAAUGGGCAGCGUUGCGGACACCGUAGCCCGAGUACUGCGAGGCUGUCUGGAGAAUAUGCCGGAAGCUAAUAAGAUUUCAAAGGAGAGCAUGAAUUGCAGUUUCCAGUGGGUGACAAAAUGGGUGGACUACUCCAACAAGUACGGCUUCGGCUACCAGCUGUCAGACCACACCGUUGGGGUUCUCUUCAACAACAGCUCUCACAUGAGCCUGCUGUCUGACAAAAAGACGGUACAUUACUAUGCAGAGCUGGGACAAUGUUCUGUCUUCUCCACAACGGAAGCCCCAGAGCAGUUUGUCGGCCAGGUCACCAUCCUCAAGUACUUUGCUCAUUACAUGGAGGAAAAUCUGAUGGAUGGUGGCGACUUACCCAGCGUGACAGAUGUGAACAAACCCAGAUUGUACCUUCUUCAGUGGCUCAAGUCAGACCGAGCGCUCAUGAUGCUCUUCAACGAUGGCACUUUCCAGGUUAACUUCUAUCAUGACCACACCAAGAUCAUCCUGUGCAAUCAGAAUGAGGAAUAUCUCCUGACAUACAUCAACGAGGACCGCGUGUCCACCACGUUGCGCCUCAGCACGCUGCUCGUGUCUGGCUGCUCCAUCGACCUGCGCAGUCGCAUGGACUAUGCACUUAACAUGCUGUUGCAGAGAUGCAAUUGAACGCAAAGAACUUUGUGGAUCUAGACACUUUGAAAAGGCAAGAAUGUGGACUACUUAUGGUCGGAUUAGAGGGUUGUGGAGGAGUUAAUAUGGAUUAUGAGUUUUAAAAACGGAUGAACGGAACAAGAGAAUGGACUUAUGAGAAGAUAAACUGAGCUGGGCAGGAACCAGAGACUUAUGGUGAAAUGAGACAUAUAUCUCAUUUAGGUGUUUAUCUUUUUUGUAAAGCAGCAAUCUUGCUUUGUUGAAGCCAAAAAGAGAUGUUAAUGUCUAGGUAAUUUUGGCUUGAAUAGAGCAGGGUGGUUUGAUGUAGCUCUCUGCAGAGCAGGUUUCUUUGAACUGUGAAUACAUUCCGCUUAAGGACAUGGACUUCACUGGAUGCUGUAGUUCUGCGUGGUUGGUUCUGGAAAAAGACAAGAACAGGCUGUAUUUCACUGUGGGCACAUUCGGACAUGCCAUGGACAUAACUUAUUACCAGAACUCAGUAUUUAUUUAUUUAUUUAUUUAAUAAAAGAUGAUUUUAAUAAUUGAUGUUUCAAGACCACGUUAUUUAAUUGUUCAUUCAUACUAUCAUGAUUGGAGCUUUUGUCUGUUUCAUCGAUUUCCGGUGGCAACAUGGGAAUUGUGUCAAAUUGUUAUGCAAGACCUCUGGCAAAACCACAAUCUGCGUUUGUCUUGUCUUGAUGUUUGUAUGAAGAUUAAAGAUGAGUAAUAAUA